AGAGUGUAGCGAAGCCUCCAGCGACCUUCUUGGUUGAGGGCAGAAUUGAGGGUGGCGUUGCUUACGCUGCCCCGGCAUUCUCCUGGACCCACGUGGAAGUCGCGCUCAGGAUGCUGCGUCGUGAGGCCCGCCUUCGCCGGGAGUACCUGUACCGCAAGGCCCGCGAGGAGUCGUUGCGAACCGCCCAGGAGAGGAAGGAGAAGGUUCGGCGCGCCCUGGAAGAGAAUCGCCUGAUUCCCACCGAGUUACGCAGGGAGGCUCUGUCCUUACAGGGGUCCCUGGAGUUCGAUGACGCCGGCGGUGAAGGUGUGACCAACCACAUGGAUGAUGAAUAUCGAUGGGCAGGGGUCGAGGAUCCUAAGGUCAUGAUCACUACCUCCCGAGACCCCAGUUCCCGCCUCAAGAUGUUUGCAAAGGAGCUGAAGUUGGUGUUCCCAGGUGCCCAACGCAUGAACCGUGGCCGGCAUGAGGUAGGGGCACUGGUGCGAGCCUGCAAAGCCAAUGGUGUCACUGACCUGCUGGUUGUCCAUGAACAUCGAGGCACACCUGUGGGGCUCAUUGUCAGCCACCUGCCCUUCGGCCCUACUGCUUACUUCACACUGUGCAAUGUGGUCAUGCGGCACGACAUCCCUGACCUGGGCACCAUGUCCGAGGCCAAGCCCCACCUCAUCAUGCAUGGCUUCUCCUCCCGACUAGGCAAGCGGGUCUCCGACAUACUCCGUUACCUGUUCCCUGUGCCCAAAGAUGACAGCCACCGGGUCAUCACCUUCGCAAACCAAGAUGACUAUAUCUCCUUCCGGCACCAUGUAUAUAGGAAGACCAGCCACCGCAGUGUGGAGCUGACCGAGGUUGGACCUCGCUUUGAACUGAAGUUGUACAUGAUCCGCCUGGGCACGCUGGAGCAGGAGGCCAUAGCAGAUGUGGAGUGGCGCUGGCACCCGUACACCAAUACCGCACGCAAGAGGGUCUUUCUGAGUGCUGAGUGAACGCACACGCUGGUCAGGACGCGGGCCUGGACCCAGGACUUGGGGAGCGGUCAGAAUAAA
Messenger RNA from Odobenus rosmarus divergens (Pacific walrus), 1046 nucleotides. It is a transcript of the gene IMP4, whose product is annotated as IMP4, U3 small nucleolar ribonucleoprotein, homolog (yeast). Gene Ontology annotation, biological process: rRNA processing. The coding region runs from base 111 to 986 and encodes 291 amino acids. Gene Ontology annotation, cellular component: small-subunit processome; Mpp10 complex; nucleolus. The transcript is spliced from 9 exons. The record is from RefSeq and is a predicted model, not a curated record. Gene Ontology annotation, molecular function: snoRNA binding; rRNA primary transcript binding. Lineage: Eukaryota; Metazoa; Chordata; Mammalia; Carnivora; Odobenidae.